CAGGACCCCCCGCGCGCAGCCGACCCUUGACCAUCAGCCCAGCACGGACGACCUGAGCCACCUGUCCAUCCGGGACCCGUCGCAGCUGGUGGUGGGCGUCCCCAACACGGCGCUCACCACCACCUGGCGCCACCACCCCAACGCCCUCGUCUCCUCCAGCGUGCAGUACGUGGCGCAGUACCUGGGCUCGACGCACGUGAAGGAGCUAAAGGGCACGGAGUCGACCAUGAAGUCCAUCCAGAAGCUGAAGAAGUCGACGGCGGAGGGCGCCAAGGUCCCCAAGAUCGUGCUGUCGGUGUCCUACCGGGGCGUCAAGUUCAUCGACGCGCAGACGCAGGCGCUGGUGUGCGAGCACGAGAUCCGCAACAUCCACUGCGCGUGCCAGGACGCCGACGACCUCUCGCACUUCGCCUACAUCACCAAAGACCUAGAAACCAAAGGACACUACUGCCACGUCUUCAGAGUACAAUCCAGGGAGCUGGCCACCGAGAUCAUCCUGACCCUGGGCGAGGCGUUCGAGGUGGCCUACCAGCUGGCCCUCAGGGAGCAGCCCUACGCCAACCAGUCGGACGAACAGAAGCUCGCCCACGGCCACACCAGGUCCAAGUCAGAGCACCUGCGCGGCAACAAGUCCCUCUCGAACGGGUCUUCGCACACGAGAUCACAUUCCACGGUGCCCCAACAGAUGUCAGUGAGCGGGGUGUCGAGCAGUUCCGCCGAGAACCUGCUCUCCGACUCAGGCAACGGCUCCGAGAAGGAAAACGGAUCCAGGAGGGACUCGUUAAGCUCAAGCCAGACUCAGAUGAAUGGGUCGUAGGUCGUUCUCGAUAGGAGGAGGACGCCGGCCAGUCAGUCAGUUAGUCAGUCAGUCGAGUCAGUCAGUCAUUCAGUCAGUCAGUCAGUCAGUCAGUGCUCGCAGUCGCCCCAGCCUUCGAUAUUUUGUGCAACUUUUGAGAUUAACUGUCAGGGUUUCGAUCUGCUCAAAGGUGCCCGGAGUGGAUGGUCGCGAGGAAGCAUCUUAGUGACUCACGCAGAGGCUACGCGGUUGGUUUAGAGUAACGAAAUGAAGACAUUCCUGUAUCAUAUACACAUUUGUUUAAUCAGUAUAGUGUUCUUCUUUGUGCAUGGAUUAGCAGUUUCUGCAACACAGUUUUCAACCAACCCCUGUAUCAUCUUUAUAGAGAAAUUUGUUUUAUACAUGCCCUUAUAUCUUGUUACUGAGCUACAGUGUAAGGCCAAGAGACUUCAGGUAAACCCUUUUGGAGUAGCCAGUCUGUGACUCUUGUUUAAAGUAUAUGCCAUUCUCUUAUCAUUUUUGUGAAACCUUUUUAAGAUUUGGGAAAGUUGAAAAGUUCCAUACAAUCCUGGUGUAUUUAAAGUGCUCGGACUCUGUUUUUAACAAAAAUGUGCUCCAGUUUUACUUGUCGAUAUCGUAUUGAGAGUGUAUAGACAGCCACGGCAGGAUUGUUCGGGAAGCCUCAUGCCUCUAUACGUGAAAAGAACAAGUAGACUUACUUGUAAAGGAAACCCAAGAACAAGAAGUAUGACAACGAGUAGUGUGGAGUCAUGUCGUGUCAUGCAUCAGGAGUAUAACAAACAACUCCACUGUCUGGUCUGAAAUGUGUCAACCAGGCCUGUGGAAUUACCGACGCGUGGAACACAAUAUUGGUGAAACAAUCUGUAUGAAAUAAAGGUUGGGGAAAAUACAUUCGGAAACAUGUAUCCCAAGAACCCUCCCAAGGAACAGAGAGAGAGAGAUUAAAGCGAUCUUAGAAGAUGUUGCAGAGAAAGAGAGAUAUUCGCGCGAUCAUCAUGAGAGCACACGAAAUAGCAGCCUUGUACUGAAGCCUUGGUGAGAAGACGCCGCGCUGACCCAAGCUUCAGAGCCAGUGACUGAAACGGCACAUUGUAUGAGGCUUUAAGGAUUGUCAGGAUGUCAUUGGCCCUUUCAAGCCUGCACAAGUUGUCUUUCACAGAGUGUCAAAUAUUUAUAUGUUCAUUGUUAAUUGAAAUCGAGAAGUGAUGUGAUUGAAGUGUGAUGGUCUUGUACUAGGAUGUUUUAAGGUAUAUAUUCUUUUUUUUUCAUUGACCAUGUCUAAUUAUGUGAGUUAGUAACACGUUGUAUGUUCAUUCCAUUAUAUUUUGUGUGUUUUUUUUUUCUUCUCUCUGUUUGUCAGUCAUUUAGGAAUGCUCUGGCGACCCCAAUUGUAGAAUGCCAGUCAGUUUGUUGACCUUUUUUUGUAUAUAAGUAUUGUUUGUUUUCUCGUCAGUUUUGCCAUAAAGAUAUUUAUCUUGUGUUAUGUUAUCGACAUUUUUUUCUCUAGUACUCUUUGGCAUCCGAGCAUGGUUCUUCAAUACUUCCUCAGGUUCUGAGUUUGAAUAAUGUACUAAAUAUUUCUUUAGUAUAGCAAAUGCAAAUAUGGUGUACAUAGAGAGUGGUAUUUGUGUGUGUAUGUUGCGUGAGAUUUAUGUAUGAGACACAGAGAGAUUUAGAGAAAGGAAGAGACUGGUGUGUGUGUGUUGAGUGUGUGUGUGUCAGUACUUUUGUUGUACAUGUUUAUGCGCAUGUGCAUGUGUAUUCAGAUUAUAGGAUAUAAGCUUGUAUUGACAAAUGGUUCUGCCUGAAGUGGCACUAUGUAGGCAGUGUAAUGAGAACAGACCACGUACAUAGAAUUUACUAUACUUUAGUAUAAAGAAUAGUAUAAAGAAAUGUAUUAGUUUUAAAUAAUCAAUUUAUCUUCUCAUUGUGAUCAUAGGCCUAUAAACGGUAAAUAAUAGGUAACCUCUAAGGGCAUGUAAGUGAUAAUAGAAUAAAGGAAUUUAAACACCCAUCUUCAGUUUGGGUUUGAGAAGAGGGAGAAGAGGAAGAAAGAGAAAACGAAAAAUAAGAGAUAUCCAGGAAGGAAAAAAGAGUAUUUUAUGUCACGCCUUUUGACGGUGCUUGGUGGCUGAGCACAUAUAACUGCACAUAUAGGUUGUUUGCACCGUUGCUAUUAGUACAUGUUUACAAUGUUGCAUGAGAGUAAUUCCGCCAUAGCCUGUUCUCUCCUUUUCGAAUAUUAUAUUGAGUUUUUUUUUAUUUUUUUUUCUGUUUUUUUAUAUAUAAAGCUUUGCUGCUUUUAACCUGUUUAUAAUUGGCCAUGGGAAGUCAGUGAAUGUUUUUAAGAAUAUUUAAAUGUUUCGUCUUUGUGAGGUAUAAACACUUGUUAUUUGAAGAUAUUUCUCAAAACUUAUGAAAAUCGUAAAAAAAAAAAAUAACACAAAAAUUCGUAAAUGAACGUAUAUUAUUUCAAAGAGCAAAUAUUCAUUCAUAGAAACUCACCGCGUUGGGUCUGACAGUAUUUAAUUUUCUCAUAAAUACUGUCCUGAUCGAAUAUU
This is a messenger RNA of Penaeus chinensis, 3378 nucleotides long. Its product is annotated as ankyrin repeat and SAM domain-containing protein 1A-like. The coding region runs from base 227 to 817 and encodes 196 amino acids. The record is from RefSeq and is a predicted model, not a curated record. Gene Ontology annotation, cellular component: cytosol. The transcript is spliced from 5 exons. NCBI's taxonomy places the organism in Eukaryota, Metazoa, Arthropoda, Malacostraca, Decapoda, Penaeidae.